Molecule: messenger RNA, 2285 nt
Organism: Aethina tumida (small hive beetle)
Lineage: Eukaryota; Metazoa; Arthropoda; Insecta; Coleoptera; Nitidulidae
Gene: RalGPS
Product: ras-specific guanine nucleotide-releasing factor RalGPS1
Exons: 10
Coding region: 199-2202 (667 amino acids)
Biological process (GO): positive regulation of GTPase activity; Ras protein signal transduction
Cellular component (GO): plasma membrane
Molecular function (GO): guanyl-nucleotide exchange factor activity
Source: RefSeq, a predicted model, not a curated record
GUGUGCGAUUAUUGUUAUCGUCACGUUGCGAACGCGAUUGUUUAUUUAUCGCGAUCAGUAUACAGCGAGGCGUUCAGUGAAUCGUUCGCGCGACCGCCCAUUGUUGUUGAAACGCUCUGCGGAUAGUUUUUUCUCUUCGUACGGGUGAAAGCAUGCGUGGUUUGUAAAAGUGGAGGUUUUUUGUUUGGGCUUUUCUACAUGGUUGUGCAGACGUUGAGGAAAAUGGUGUGGGUCAUUUUACAGAAACUACAUCACGGUCAUGAGAUGAAAAUGUUGCGGUAUUCUGAGAUACCGAGGGACAUUUCCGGCGACAGUUUGGCAACCUUAAAAAUUUCAGAGAAUCCAGAGGAUGGCACCUACCAGACCUCAGACAGCAAUGAAUCCAUCACACCGUCGACCAAUGGCUGCAACUCAGCACAUCACCAAGAUCCGCGAGUGCGGAAGAUAUCAUCACCCACGAUCUCCAGCAGAGGUCCAGGACCUCCUUUCUAUUAUAACUACGGGACGUCUAACGCGUCCGCCGGGAUCCCUGCACACAUCAAAACUCAAAGCUUACCGAAUCACGCGUCCCACCACCACCACGCAAUCAACAAGAGCUACAGCUGUGCCGUUUUUGAUGUGCUCAGAGUACCGCCAGAGGAUUUCGCCAGCCAGCUGACCCUGCUCGAUCUGCCCGUCUUCCUUGCCAUCCAACCAGAUGAGCUGACGAGCUGCGCCUGGUACAAGAAAAACAAGUUGACGGUGGCUCCCAAUGUUGUCGCCUUCACCAGGAGGUUCAAUCACGUGAGUUUUUGGACAGUUCAAGAAGUGCUCUCAGGAAGUUCGCCUAAGCAACGAGCUGAAAUUUUGACUCAUUUCAUUAGAAUAGCUAAGAAAUUGUAUGACCUUAACAAUCUCCACUCAUUAUUCGCAAUAAUUUCUGCCUUACAAAGUGCCUCGGUAUACAGGUUAUCAAAAACAUGGACCUGUUUGUCGAAGAAAGAUAAGCAAACGUUCGAUAAAUUGGCAGAAGUAUUUUCUGACGCAAACAACUGGGAAAAUCUCAGAAGUCACAUAGAAAGUUUAAAAGUACCUUGCAUUCCCUAUCUAGGGUUGUAUUUGACUGAUUUAGUUUAUAUUGACAUGGCACACCCCCAUUCGGGCGGUAUGGAAUCUCAACAACGUACCUUAAAAAUGAACAAUAUUCUCAGGAUCAUAUCCAAUUACCAACAAUCAGAUUACAAUCAUCUAUCUCGCAUCCCUCACAUCCAAGACUAUCUGAACUCUAUUAGAUAUAUAGAAGAACUACAGAAGUUCGUGGAAGACGACCAAUACAAAUUGUCAUUGAAACUGGAGCCGCCUUCACCUCCGGCAAGCUCAUCAAAUUGCAGCUCAAAGGAGUCUGUGACGGCAGACGCAGUGACCAUAGCUUCUUUGAAUCUGUCGCCGGCGAAGCACUGCGGCUCACUUAGGUUGCAUCCCAGCACCUCAGGUAGCAAGUUUAUCCCAGGGCAUAGGAAAUGUCGCAGUUUGGGAACAAAAUUUCGUAGUACAAGUCUUCCACGUAAUUUCCACAAGUCAGGGUACCCCUCAUUGGUGAUACCCUGGGGUAUAUUUAGUAAAUCUCACCAAGUGGGCAGUUUCGACCCAAAAGACCUCCCGAAAGCGUUGCACCUACUGGACGACUCCGAACUGGAAGACCAAUCCAGAUCUCAUUUAAAUCACAGCGACUUACCAUCACCCACCUCAGACUUGCCGCUACAAGCAUCACAGAACACCGCAGACAACUGCACGCUCUUGACAAGAUUGGCCGAAGAUUCAAUUAGCUCCGAGGACCAGAUGUGCACCAUGCAAGGAUGCGUGAGACGCAAGACAGUUUUAAAAGAGGGCCGGAAGCCGACAGUGGCUUCUUGGCAACGGUACUGGUUGCAGAUUUGGGCCACGUCGUUGGUUUACUUCUCGCCGAAGUCGUUCAAGGGACAUCGCCGGUCGGAUUUCAAGCGCGAACCGUGCAAAUUGGUCCCUAUUGUCGGUUGUCAGGUUGUGAUGGGCGAAAAUGCUCUGCAUCCGGACUCGUUCCAGAUCGUGGAUCAUCUUCGAGGGAACGUGUACAAGUUUCGGGCUGGCACAAAAUCAUUGGCCGAAAGAUGGUGCCGGUACCUUCAACAGGCCGCAAACGGCGAACAAGCUCCACUACCAAGCAAUCUCAUGUCAUUUGAAUAAAAUUUGUAUUUAUGAUUUAUGUUUUUAUUUAUGUAUAUUGUUUUUGUAUAUUUGCAUUUAUAAUUAUAAGCCUUUUUAUUGUU